Molecule: messenger RNA, 804 nt
Organism: Ceraceosorus guamensis
Lineage: Eukaryota; Fungi; Basidiomycota; Exobasidiomycetes; Ceraceosorales; Ceraceosoraceae
Exons: 4
Coding region: 139-804 (221 amino acids)
Source: RefSeq, a predicted model, not a curated record
UGCAUCGUCAUCCGCCAUCCAACCCUCGAGACUACUAUCAACGGCUCGAGACGAGCUCGCACCCGACCAAGUAUCGCCAUACCUCCAAUCACAGCAUCGCAGCCGCGUGGUGGAAACGUCGAUCGCAGAAUCCUCAUCAUGUCGAGCGCAGCAGGCGGAUCAAAUACCGGCACGGGUGGAGGACCUCGAGGGCCCAAAUCAGCAGCUUACAGAUCCGCGAUAGCAGUUCAGACCAAUGCAUCCAAGUAUCGCAACAAGUACAAGGAACUCAAGAAGAAGGUCAGGGAGAUUGAGAAUGAGAAUGAGCGAGUCUACCUGAAGACGUUGCGCAUCAAGCGGAACCUGCAGAGGAUGAGGCUCGAGAGAGCUCUGUUGUACGAGUAUCUAGAUGCAGAGCUAGGUGCAGCAGCUCCAGCCACGACGGAGCAAGAGUACGCAGCAUCACGUACCGCCUUACCACCCAAACCCGGGUCCAAUCUGCAAAGUGCCGAUCGUCCCUCUGACCCAUCGCUCAUGCUGGAUGCCAAGGGCGGACGAAGCAUCUCGCAAUCGCGCGAAGCGGUGGAUGCUUAUGUGAUUGGGGAAAAGGAAAAGAGGAAAGCGGCGGAGAUUGCUGCGCAGCAGCAGCAGCAGACAUCUGCUGAUCAGAACGGUGGUGAAGCGACACGAGAGGGAGAAGAGGAUGCGCAUGCUAUGGAGGUGGACGCUGCGGCGAAUGCGAGCUCGAGUACGCCUGGCCCGGCAGCUGCAAAUCGGGUCAAGAUCACCAUCAAAAGGAGCGCUGGGCCAAAUACCGCUACUUAG